Messenger RNA from Aegilops tauschii subsp. strangulata, 1578 nucleotides. Its product is annotated as fumarylacetoacetase. Gene Ontology annotation, biological process: L-tyrosine catabolic process; L-phenylalanine catabolic process; homogentisate catabolic process. Gene Ontology annotation, molecular function: fumarylacetoacetase activity. NCBI's taxonomy places the organism in Eukaryota, Viridiplantae, Streptophyta, Magnoliopsida, Poales, Poaceae. The record is from RefSeq and is a predicted model, not a curated record.
CCGACCCGCUAUCCCCCACGGCUUUUACUGCGCCCUCCGAGCAAACCAGAGAGGAGGACAGAGCACACGACGCGCGCAAGAGAGAGACACUACGGCAAUGGCGGAGGGGAAGCUGCUGCUGCGGUCGUUCGUGGAGGUGCCGAGGGACUCGCACUUCCCCAUCCAGAACCUCCCCUUCGGGGUCUUCCGCAGGAGGGGCCAGCCCGAGGGCCCGCCGCGCCCGGCGACGGCCAUCGGGGACUUCGCGCUCGACCUCGCCGCCGUCUCCGCCGCCGGCCUCUUCGACGGGCCCCUCCUCUCCGCCUCGCCAUGCUUCCACCAGGAAACGCUCAACAUGUUCUUGGGGUUGGGCCGGCCGGCGUGGAAGGAGGCGCGCGCCACGCUCCAGAAAAUCCUCUCAGCUGAUGAGCCGGUGCUGCGUGACAACGAGGCCUUGAGGAAGAACUGCCUUGUGCCAAUGAGUGAUGUAGAGAUGCUUCUUCCUAUCACGGUAGGAGACUACACGGAUUUCUUUUGUUCUGUGCACCACGCAAGGAACUGUGGAUUCAUCUUCCGCGGACCACAGACUCCAGUCAAUCCGAAUUGGUUUCAUUUACCAGUUGGUUACCAUGGACGGGCAUCAUCUGUAAUCAUAUCUGGAACAGACAUUAUUCGACCCAGAGGACAAGGUCAUCCAACAGGAAGCUCUCAACCUUAUUUCGGUCCUUCUCAAAAGCUUGAUUUUGAACUUGAGAUGGCUGCCAUUGUUGGACCAGGGAAUGAACUGGGCAAACCUAUUGAUAUUGCUGACGCUGAGGAUCAUAUAUUUGGCUUAGUGGUAAUGAAUGAUUGGAGUGCCAGAGAUAUUCAAGCCUGGGAGACCAUACCUCUUGGACCUUUCCUUGGCAAAAGCUUCAGUACAUCUGUAUCACCUUGGAUUGUGACUCUGGAUGCCCUAAAGCCUUUUGCCUGUGAGGCUCCUAAGCAGGAACCUGAGCCUUUGCCUUACUUAGCUGAAAAGAAUCAUAUAAACUAUGACAUUCCUCUUGAAGCUUGGAUUAAGCCCAAAGAGCAAAGCGACGCAUCAAUUGUCACAAAGACCAAUUUCAAACAUAUGUACUGGACCGUGACGCAGCAACUAGCACACCACACUGUGAAUGGAUGCAAUCUGAGACCAGGGGACAUGUUUGCGACUGGCACCCUCAGUGGACCUGAACCAGACUCUCUGGGAUGUUUGCUGGAGAUAACGUGGAACGGGCAGAAGGAGAUAUCGGUUGGGAAUUCGAUCCGCAAGUUCCUCCAAGAUGGGGAUGAAGUCAUCUUGACAGCCUGUUGCAAGGGCGAGGACUACAACGUUGGAUUCGGAACCUGCACCGGGAAGAUUCUGCCGUCGCUUCCAUGAGCCAAGACGGGGGAUGAUCUUCAGUUCUUGGAAUAAAGCAGGCAGUGUGUUUAGCAAGCUGCCAUGUAUCUUGAAGGGCUUAGCAAUGGCGGUAAAUAGUAAUAAAAUUGGGAUGAAUUCCCCCCUAGUGAUGAUGUGAUAACUUGAUUGCUUUAGUCGGUACUUCCUCGAUGAUAUCGUGAUUCUACCGUGUGUCA